AUGUCAAAAAAGUUAUCCACAUUAGCUGAAUCUGUCGAAGCUUUGUAUAAUUUUAGAGAUCAAUAUUUUGAAAAUCAUAGUGUAUCAGAUGCAUUUAAUAAAACAGGAGAUGUAAAAAAAUUAUUAGAAGAAACAUUAUUAAAAUUUGAAGAGAAUAAAGAUGUCGAACCUAAAGAAAGAGCACAAUAUUUUUACUUGAAGGGUAAAGCAUUAAAUGUAACUCCAAAUUACGAUCCUAAAGCGGAAGAAGCUUUAUCCAGAGCUUUAAAACUUGAUAUUAAAUUAUAUGAAGCAUGGAAUGAAUUAGGAGAAUCUUAUUGGAAAAAAGAAAAUAUAUCGGAAGCUAAAAAUUGUUUUCAAGGAGCUUUAAAACAAUGUAAAAAUAAAAAAUCUUUGAGAAAUUUAUCAAUGGUUAUGAGAAUGCAAAAACCUAUUAAAUAUGAAGAUAGAAUAAAAAAUAUUGAAGAUGGUGUUAAAUUUGCUAAAGAAGCUGUCGAAUUAGAUCCGACAGAUGGAACAUCUUGGUCCGUUUUAGGAAAUGCAUAUUUAUCAUCUUUUUUUAACUUAGCUCAAUAUCCAUCGGUUUUAAAUUUAUGUAAAUCUGCAUAUGCUCAAGCGGAAAAAGACAUUGUAGCAAAAAGUAAUCCUGAUUUAUAUUAUAAUAAAGCCAUCGUUGCAAAAUACGAAGAAGAUUAUUUAUCAGCUUUAAAUUCCUUUUCCCAAGCGAGUAAAUUAGAACCCUCAUGGCAAGAGCCUAAAUUAAAAAAAUCACAAUUAUUAAAUUAUUUAUCUAAAGUAAAUGAAUUGUAUAAGGAUAAGGGAAGGAUAAGAGUUAAAAAAUUAAGUAAAAUGUUAUCCAAUAUGAAUCCUGAUAAAAAUUUAGGGCCUUACAAGGGUGGAAAAUACAAAGCGAAAAACAGUCAAGAAAUUAAAUUAACGCAUUGUAAUUUUAACGAUUUAAAAGAAGGUUUAAACGAAGAAAAGGUUGUUCUCGGAGUUGUCGUUUGUUCGAUACAAGAUGAAGACAACGUACCAUUCACUUUCAUCAUGGUUGACAAAAAUGAAUCGACAAUAGUUGUUACAGUUUAUAAUUUGGCACAAGAAAAAGGUGUUUUAAUAGGAGAUUACGUAGCCGUACCCGAACCUUACCUAACAUUAAUUCACAUACCGUUCGAAGAUAAGGAUUAUUCAUUUAAAUCUAUAAGAAUAGUUAGUCCUCUCGUUAUGGUUGUUAAUGGUAAAAAAUUAGAUAAAUCAAAACAAAGCGGUCUUCAAUUUUCAACGUUUACACUCGCGGAUUAA
This is a messenger RNA of Pediculus humanus corporis (human body louse), 1302 nucleotides long. RefSeq names its product tetratricopeptide repeat protein, putative. The record is from RefSeq and is a predicted model, not a curated record. The coding region runs from base 1 to 1302 and encodes 433 amino acids. The transcript has 6 exons. Gene Ontology annotation, molecular function: protein binding. Lineage: Eukaryota; Metazoa; Arthropoda; Insecta; Psocodea; Pediculidae.